CCCACUACUACCCACGCGCUGGCGCCUCGAUGUGUCGGCUGAAAGGCGCGGUCCGCUAACCGUAGUGCGUCGCGUGAUUGGAUGAGCCCACUUCGUCUUGCACUUGACAGGUCACCUACAGCGAUAUCUCUACGAUUCGAUAGAUAGCCGUCACUUCUAUACACUGAGUCGCAACCAGCAGGCUUGCGAGCUUUGCCCCCGGCGCCUCGGCUGUACUCCCUCCGUUUCAUCCUGUACUCGCAGGCGGGAUGACCACCGUUGACGAGCAGACAAAGCUGCUUGACCAGUUACAAAACGAAGUGAACCGUGUUCUCGAGCAAACGGGACGACUAUUUGCCGCUGCCAAUACUGAGGGACGGUCGGCGGCCGCGGCACAUGCUGUGCGUCUAAAGCGUGAACUGCCCGGUUAUAUUAACCGUUACCAUGAUGCCCUAGAUCAACUGGACGAGCAGCUGCAACUGGCACGUACUGUUAUGCGUCGAGACUUGGCUCGUUGCCGAGACAGCAGCGGAGAGCAUUUCUUAAAGCCGUCAGUCAAUACUGCCGCAGAACCUCGAGGUUCUGAUAGAGGCAGAGCCGACACGGAAGCAACGAACGGGACAUCACAUGUUGAUGCAACAGAAAUUCCAGAUGCUCACAUGAGCGAUGCCGCGCUCGAUCAAGCCGAAACGGUGGAGCAGCCGGAGGCCGAACCUGCCAAUCCAAGCGAGGGGUCAAUUGAGCAAGACACCGAAGCUGCCAGGUCUCUCGAAGAGUCGAUGAAGCGGGCCGCUACCAUCAGUACUAACGUGCAGCAAGCGCCGCCGGCGUCUUACGAUGGCAUUGCAGAUAGUCAUUCGAUGAGCGAAGUUCCAACGGAAGGAGACAAGCCAGCCGACAACGUAUUUGAGCUUGACACUACCGCGCCAGAUGUCCAAGCAAGCAGCGAUGCGACUGAUGAGAUUGCUCCAGACACGGCAAACAUAAGCGACACUCGCGACCUCGACUCACUCUUCAAUGAUUCGGCAUCAGCAGGACCUGCCACGGGUGACUUCGACAUGGGCACUAACGACGCCGCUGAGUUCGACUUUAGCACAUUCAAUGCUAGUCUGGACGGCAAUACCGCUGACAACGAUGAUAGCAUAUCGUCGCUUCUGCCAGGCUUGCAGGAUUAUGCCAAUACGCAGCCUAACACGAGUGACGCUGAUCUCGAUGCGCUGUUUACCUCUGCGCCGUCUGCAUCAGGUCUUGACGGCCCGCAGCAUGAUACCACGUUUGACGAUAUCAUGGACUUUAGCAAUUUCAAUGCCGAUGAUCUACCGGCCAGCGGAGAGGGCCAGGCGAGGACGCAGGAUGAUUUAAACUUCGAUCUAGACUUCACAUAGAUUGCGAAAGUACACACAGCACUGUCACGGAGUCUCCCUUUGACCAAGUAGCCAGAAUCUAGGUAACGCAGGCACGAGGUACAACCCCAACAAACCCCAAUAACCUCAAUCCCCACCCCUCAUAUUCCAGACC
Messenger RNA from Baudoinia panamericana UAMH 10762, 1497 nucleotides. RefSeq lists its product as uncharacterized. The coding region runs from base 249 to 1364 and encodes 371 amino acids. The record is from RefSeq and is a predicted model, not a curated record. The transcript is spliced from 3 exons. NCBI's taxonomy places the organism in Eukaryota, Fungi, Ascomycota, Dothideomycetes, Mycosphaerellales, Teratosphaeriaceae.